ACCUAAGCGCAGCUAAUUCAAGUCGGAUUUUCCAAGAUGAUGUAAUUGGUGGGAAUGCUGACGUGUCAGUAACGCCUGGACUGUGUCUUGGAAAUAUCACAGAAUAGCAGGGACAACACACCAGACCGGAACCAGUCUGACCUAGGAUUGUUACUAUCUGUAGUAACGUUUGACUGUGCAUCAAUGAUUGAUGGUGUUGAAAUGUCAGACAAGGCGAGGUUUCGGAACACAAACAUCCGACACUAGAUCGGUUGCUAUGGACCUCCUAACACCAGAACAUGUGCCAUACAGCAACUGGACCAUCCUGUCAGGUUUGCUCUUUCACCUGGGGCUUGGCUUGUGGCAGUUGAGUCAGGAGAGGUUCCUGCCCAGCGACAGUGUUGAACUUGCCACCUUCGACAUCACUGUGUCAACCUACGCCAUUUACCACAGUGGUUUAAGCAUACUGAGAUUGUGCAUUGCCGGCGUCGUUGCGUUCGUUAAAAGAUAUGGCUUGAAGAAAGUGUUGCUAUAUUUGAGUUUCAUAUCUGCCUUGAGUUGUGUCAUCGUGUCUGGAUUAGACUUUACAUCCAUCAACAUGGCCCGAGUCCUCCAGAAGAAGAUCUUGGGGAGGAUCAGUGACAGCGUUGUUGAGAUAGAUGAGAUGAGAGGCCCUAUCAAGUUUCGACACAUGACUGAUAGUAUCCCAUUCAGUGUUGAGGAGCACACCAAAUAUCCCGGGGAAGAAGUUGUGUUUGAGUGCUACAGACAUCAGAGGUAUUCCGCGGAAGUCCUUCCUUGGCCAGAUCAAGUGGUUUGGGAGAAAGAUGGCAAACCUCUGCACACUUCAGACCAUAUUAACAUUACCUGGACGUUCGAGAAUGUCACCGCAGGUGAGGAUGGUGAGCAACACACGGACUAUUUAAUUUCCUCUAAACUGACAAUAAUAUUCAUAGACCAAACUGAUUUUGGAAACUAUUCAUGCAAGGUGAAAGACAAUGCAAUAGUCAUACACAUUACCCUUCCGAAGCCCAAGCCACCCAUGUGUCCCCUAGAGCCACCCCCUCCAUGUAUGUGUUUUUGUCUGUGUGAACCACCGCCGCCCCCAAAACCCAUUCUGCGACUAACCGGAAAGAAACAGCAACAAAAUAAUGAGUUCCAAAAGGUGAAGGUGUUCAGCCUUGUCCAGAUGAAAGAGCUUACCCGUGUUGUCCACGCGCCACCUGGUGGUCUGGUGUCCUUCACUGCCACCUUCGACCACCUAGGAGAGAUAGAUGAUGUAUCAUUUAAUUACACCAUUGGCGGCGAUCCAUUUGAUACCGUUUGUGGCGGGUUGUAUACAGGCUGUUCUAAAAUAGUGUUGUUUUACUGGAUGUUUUGGCAUAACGGAGGUCAUAACGACCUAUUCACCUGGAGGGCAGGAAGUGUUCGAAUGCGAAAUUCAGUAACCGGCACAGGAUGGCAGUGUGUCUGUAAGAAAACAUACAACUAUCAUGAGUUUGCGUUUUUUCGCACAGUCUACAACGCUUCAUUAGGACGCGAGGAGAUAAGGGAAGUGAAAUACCCCCACAGGAUCCUCCUGUCUCCUAGAACCCCUGACCUCUUCUUCGUCAACUUCACAAACACCCCCGACCCAAUUGCCAAGGAGCCUUGUUGGAUCCGACCAAAGAAACAGCUACUGCAUAAUUACUGUGAAAACGAUGAAGCCGGGCUGGACUGGAUCAUGUGGAUCUUAAUUGAAUUUGAAUUUCCCUUCAUGCUUUCAACAUUUCUUAUAAUGUUCAUUUCUGUCAUGUUUGUAGCCAAGCUCACAUCAACUCGCUUUGUGAUACCAGUGAGAAACAGAAUAUUGGAAGGAUCCUUUUAUCCAUGUAGGAGAUGUGUCAAAACCGCAGAAACCCUCGGAUGUUUUCAAGGGGAGGGCGGUGAAGCCCCGAAGUAUGACGUGUUCGUGUCUCAUCCAAGACAUGGUGAGGUUGCUGGGCAACAGCUCACGACUGUCUUGGAGUCUGCAGGAAAUCAGGUCUUCUUGCCUUGUCGGGACAUACUGAUUGGCCAACCCAUAAUACCCGCAAUGGUGAAUGCUAUUAACACAAGCAGGCUCUUUCUUGUCAUGGUGACGCAAGAAUACAUACAAAAUGGCUUUAACCAUCGGUUUGAGUUGCAGCACAUCCUCCUUACUGGGUCAAGAAGAGAACGGCUGAGUAAGAGGUUGCUACUAAUAUUGUGCGAUGAUUGCUUUGUGCCAGAACCGUUUGAAGGAUGCCCCAUGAUUGAGUGGAAGACUAAUGACAGACUCGACGAAAACAAACAGCAAUUGAGAAAUUGGUCAAAAGGAAAAGGAUGUUUUUGUGACACGGAUAGUUCGUGUGUGGUGUCAUGAACAUGGAUGGCCACAAGGGACACCAAGAAUACCGGAGUAUAGCCUCACUCUAAUCCAGGAUACACAUUGUGUGAGUUCUACAUGGCGCUUCCAAGCAGCACCACGACCACAGAAACACUGUUAUUUAUCACAGGGCGGCUGUCUAGGACGUUGAUGACCCUCCGAAAAAAUGACUGAAAUAUAUUUAUAUACCCCCCUUCCAUAGCUAACAUGAUUUUCUGUGGAUUGUUUAUGGUGCAUUGCUGCAAGAGUGUGAUUUGUUACGUAUGAACACAAAUAAGUCCAACACAACACUGGAACUGAUGCACGGCAGUAACUUCCAAAGAACAUUUGUACUUUGAAAUCCACAUGCUCGUUGCACUGUGUACCUGUACACGGUGAGUGAGUGAGUUGGGUUUAACGCCGCUUUUAACAAUAUUCCAGUUAUAUAACGGCGUGUCAGCUUAAUGUGGGAGGAAAGCCCGAAGUGAUGCAGGUCACAGACGUUUACCACUUCGGUGAAACCCACCAGCACGGGUAUGGUGCUGACAAACCUAGAAACAUAAUCGGAGCGAACCGGGAUUCGAACCCACAAUCAUAGGUUUCUGGCGCGCCCAAGGGACGCAACUCUGCACAGCGAAUCGCGGCACCUUAGACGACUGGGUCACCCGUGCCCCCUGUACACGGUGAAGCAGAUAAACACACCUGUGACCGGGUGGCAGAAUUGUCAGUAGCUCUGACUACUCUUUCCUCACCAGUCAUUUAUGACG
Messenger RNA from Haliotis rufescens (red abalone), 3111 nucleotides. RefSeq lists its product as uncharacterized. The transcript is spliced from 2 exons. The record is from RefSeq and is a predicted model, not a curated record. Lineage: Eukaryota; Metazoa; Mollusca; Gastropoda; Lepetellida; Haliotidae. Gene Ontology annotation, biological process: signal transduction. The coding region runs from base 191 to 2362 and encodes 723 amino acids.